Symbiodinium natans is the source of this 699-nucleotide messenger RNA. Lineage: Eukaryota; Dinophyceae; Suessiales; Symbiodiniaceae. The record is from the annotation of a GenBank genome assembly.
AUGGGCCCAAAGCUCGGCCGUGGUAGCCGGCAAAAGCCGGAAACCGCCAACAUCAACACGCUGUCGCCUCAAACCCGUUUCGACUUCAACAGCCAGCCGAAAGCAAUCCCGAGGUACACGAGCUUCGUGACAGCUAUUUUGCCUGCGCAGUGCAGGUUGAGGUGGUUGCUUGUGCAGAGGUACCAGCCUGCCAGCCUGCGUGCCACGACCUUCGAGAAGACAACAGACGCCUACAUGUAUGACGUCCUCUUCUAUGCUUUCCAGCAGGACAAGGCCUUCUGGUCGACGUGGAGGGUGGUGGACUGCGCGGCCUCGGUUCCGGACAAGAGCCAGAAGCAGGCUUGCUGGCACUGUGGAACCGCGUUCGACAGCAUCCGUGACAACGUUUGCCGUCACUGCGGCCACAAGCGUGACCAGGGUCGGGCACCCAUCCGCGUGGUCUGUGACAUGCCGGGCAUGAGCGAGCUUCCUCGCUCAUACCCGCCGUCGCAACUCGGCCGCGACAAGCCAAGACCCAUCCCAGGCCUUCCUUCCGGGUACUCCGUGCCACUCGAGGCCUUUACCGUCGAGGAUGGACAGAUGCUCUUGGAGCGCCAGCGUGUGUUCAAUGAUGGGCAUAUCGAUCCUCGAUAUCACUGGCUCCAGGACAUUAUUUCCAGCUACGGCAUGCGAAAGGCCCGUGCUGAGGGCGGCAUCUGA